AGGGAAAACAUGAAUACUUGGUUUUUCCAACAAAUAAACAAGGUACAUAGCUUACACGUUGAGGGUGAAAGGCUGGACAAUAUGCAGUUCUCCCAGACAACCUCCGGGCGCCGCUGUUGACCAAAGGGAAGAAAGGUUCGCAAUUCUUCGGGAGAGUUGGGCAGUGUUUUCCGGCUUUAUCCUGAGCGCAUCAGAACACGGAGGCGGCGCCUGUGCACCCACCAACUCAAGUCCUACUCUCAAAUCACAAAAGUCCAGGUGCUGUCAGUGAUUUUUUUUUAAACAUCCCAGAGACAUCCUGAAAAGAAGCUUCCCAGGGAGUUAAAAAAAAAUGCAAAGACGCUCCAGAAAAGCUGAACCGAUGAAAAUUCAGGUACUGUUUCUCUUCCUGCUGUCUUUGUUAUGGGGGGCUAUCUCCCAGCAGAUCCAAUACACUAUUCCGGAGGAGCUGGCCAAGGGCUUGCGGGUGGGGAACCUCGCCAAGGACCUGAAGCUCAGUGUCCAGGAGGUGCCAGCUCGAAAACUGCGGGUUAGUGCAGAGAAUUUCUUCAGUGUGAGUGCAGAGAGUGGGGAUUUGUUAGUGAAUGGUAGGAUAGAUCGAGAGGAAAUUUGCGGUAGGAAAUCUGAGUGUGCGCUAGAAUUUGAAAUGGUUGCUGAAAAUCCAAUGAAUGUUUUCCACGUGAUUGUUGCAAUCCAAGAUAUUAAUGACAAUGCACCAUGUUUCACUGCAAAAGGCAUUGAUUUGGAAAUCUGUGAGUCAGCCUUACCAGGUGUAAAAUUCCCUCUGGAUUCUGCACAAGAUGCAGAUGUAGAAAGUAACUCACUGAAGAUAUACACUAUCAACUCCAACGAACACUUCUCUGUGACAACUAAGGAAAGUCCUGAUGGAAGUAAAUACCCAGAAUUACUGCUGGAAAAACCUCUGGACAGAGAACGGCAGAGCUCCCACCAGUUAAUCCUGACCGCCAUGGACGGUGGAGACCCUCCACUAAGCGGCACCACCCAGAUCCGGAUUCAGGUCACCGAUGCCAAUGAUAAUGCUCCAGUGUUCAGGCAGGACACAUACAAAGUUAGCCUCCAAGAGAAUGUGCCUUCAGGGACCUCCGUGCUCCAAGUGAUGGCCACCGACCAGGACGAGGGUGUUAACGCAGAGAUCACCUAUGCCUUCCUCAGUGCCCCAACAAGUACCAGCCUCCUCUUCAAUCUCAAUCCAAAUACUGGUGACAUUACAACCAAUGGUACAUUGGACUUUGAAAAGACAAGUAGAUAUAUGUUGGUUGUAGAAGCCAGGGAUGGAGGGAUGCACACGGCUCACUGUAAUGUUCAGAUUGAAAUUGUUGAUGAGAAUGAUAAUGCCCCAGAGGUCAUGUUGAUGUCCUCUUCUAACCAGAUUCCCGAGGACUCAAACCUUGGAACCGUAGUAGCCCUCUUUAAAGUGAGAGACCGGGACUCUGGGCAAAACGGUCUGGUGACGUGCUAUAUUCAGGAAGACGUUCCUUUCAAGUUAGAAUCCACCUCCAAGAAUUAUUACAAGCUGGUGAUUGACAAUGCCCUAGAUAGGGAGCAAAUGGCGGAGUAUAAUGUCACCAUCACAGCCACUGACAAGGGCAAGCCCUCGCUAUUCUCCAGUACAAGCAUCACCCUACACAUCAGCGAUAUCAACGACAACGUGCCGGUUUUCCACCAGGCCUCUUACGUGGUCCACGUGGCCGAGAACAAUCCUCCAGGCGCCUCUAUUGCGCAAGUCAGCGCCUUUGACCCGGAUCUGGGACACAACGGCCGCGUCUCCUACUCCAUUGUGGCCAGCGACCUGGAGCCACGGGCGCUGGCGUCCUACGUGUCCGUGAGCGCGCAGAGCGGCGUGGUGUUCGCGCAGCGCGCCUUCGACCACGAGCAGCUGCGCGCCUUCGAGCUGACCCUGCAGGCCCGCGACCAGGGCUCGCCGGCGCUCAGCGCCAACGUGAGCCUGCGCGUGUUGGUGGACGACCGCAACGACAACGCGCCGCGGGUGCUGUACCCGGCGCUGGGGCCCGACGGCUCGGCGCUCUUCGACACGGUGCCGCGCGCCGCGCAGCCCGGCUACCUGGUCACCAAGGUGGUGGCGGUAGACGCCGACUCGGGACACAAUGCCUGGCUGUCGUACCACGUGCUGCAGGCCAGCGAGCCGGGACUCUUCAGCCUGGGGCUGCGCACGGGCGAGGUGCGCACGGCGCGUGCUUUGGGCGACAGGGACGCGGCCCGCCAGCGCCUGCUGGUCGCUGUGCGGGAUGGGGGACAGCCGCCCCUCUCGGCCACAGCCACGCUGCUCCUGGUUUUCGCUGACAGUUUACAGGAGGUGCUUCCGGAUGUCAGCGACCGGCCGGCGCCCUCUGACCCUCAGGGCAGAGCUGCAGUUUUACCUGGUGGUGGCUUUGGCCUUGAUUUCGGUGCUCUUCCUCCUCGCGGUGAUUCUGGCGGUUGCCCUGCGCCUGGGACGCUCCUCCAGCCCCGCUGCCUGGGGCUGCUUUAGGCGAGAUCUCAGUUCCAAGUCCGGACCUCGGGUUCUCCCCACUUACAGCGAAGGGACUUUGCCCUAUUCCUACAAUCUGUGCGUGGCCUCACGAUUAGCUAAGACAGAAUUUACUUUUCCCAACCUGAAAGCGGAAAUAGUU
Ailuropoda melanoleuca (giant panda) is the source of this 2651-nucleotide messenger RNA. RefSeq names its product protocadherin gamma-B1-like. Gene Ontology annotation, biological process: homophilic cell-cell adhesion. Gene Ontology annotation, cellular component: plasma membrane. Bases 332 to 2509 code for a protein of 725 amino acids. Lineage: Eukaryota; Metazoa; Chordata; Mammalia; Carnivora; Ursidae. The transcript has a single exon. The record is from RefSeq and is a predicted model, not a curated record. Gene Ontology annotation, molecular function: calcium ion binding.